This is a messenger RNA of Botrytis cinerea B05.10, 2925 nucleotides long. RefSeq names its product Bcsrm1 (gene Bcsrm1). The transcript is spliced from 3 exons. Gene Ontology annotation, cellular component: cytoplasm. NCBI's taxonomy places the organism in Eukaryota, Fungi, Ascomycota, Leotiomycetes, Helotiales, Sclerotiniaceae. Gene Ontology annotation, molecular function: guanyl-nucleotide exchange factor activity. The record is from RefSeq and is a predicted model, not a curated record. Bases 554 to 2317 code for a protein of 587 amino acids.
GGUACCACACCAUGCCGUACGCGAGUAGCCCAGUAGACAACAGUAAUAUGAGAGUACAAUGACUAAGCAUGACGUCGACGCCUCGUUGGAUCAAAUGAUUCAUCAUUUUGGUGCGGCUUAAAACCCAUUUCACCGCUAACCAAAUGAGUACUGCCUAGCGUGACUAAUCCCUGAGCUUCCAUCUAUAUACGUCGAUCCCUUGCAAUAAUAAACAAUUCCACCUCCACCCACAAUCCCACAAAUCCCACACAAUCAUCGAUUCAAUUCAAUUUGCAAGGUUUCUACUUCUACCAUCUUGCUUAUUUCUUCAAUUGCAAUUGUGCUUGGUAUUUCAAGCUUUUUAAGAUCAAUCAAUCCAUCAGUUGCAUUCCAAAGGAUUCUUUUGAUUGCUCUUCAGCACUCGAUAUAUUCUCGAAAGUUCUCGAGCUUUUUGUAUUCUUCGAUUUUUUGCGACGCGUCUUUUGAAGCAUCUCAUACAAAGAUUCAGCAAUACAUAGCACCUUGCCCUUACGACAAACAAGCAAUCCAUCCAUACCAGAUACCCGGACCAACAAUGGCUGGCCGCAAAACUAAAGCUGCAGCUGCAGUCACAUCUCCCGCCAAUGUCGGUGUAAAACGAACCACGGCGUCUCGUACUUCUGUUCCUGCACCAGCAAAACCAUCAAAAGUAACUAAGAAGCCAGCUAAGAAGGUUGCCACUACCAAAGCUGCUGCCGCUAAGGUUGCAAAGGCUGCUGCUAAACCCGCCCCCAAGAAGACCGCCAAGAAGCCAGUUCCUAAAAAAUCAAAGGUCACGUCUAAGCCAGCUUCAGAGGAGGAUGCCGAGAUGGAGAACGAGGAAGAUGUCGAGACUGCUGGAAGUGACAAAGAGGAAACACCAGCACCACCAAAACCUGUUGUCAGCAGAAAAAGAAGUCGAACUCAAGAAUCGGAAUCCUUGCCCGUUGCAAAGAAGCUUAAGAUCGGCGCUAGCAUCAACAUCCCACCUACUGAACGACUCGAUGUUUAUGUUUUUGGCAGUGGAGAAAACAACGAGUUGGGUUUGGGUGCAAAUAAGAUCAAUGGCAAAGCACCCACAAAUGUCAUGCGACCACGUUACAAUCCCCUUCUCAAGGGCGUUACCCAAGUUGCUGUCGGCGGUAUGCACUGCGUUGCGUUGACUGAUGACCAAAGAAUCUUGACAUGGGGAGUGUCAGAUGGAGGAUCUUUGGGUCGUGAUACUAGCUCAUACGAAGCACCGGCCAAAGAUGUAGAUGCAGACUCUGAUUCUGAGGAUGAGGAAGAUAUCGUUCUCAACCCACUUGAAAGCACUCCAACGGCCAUCUCCACUGAGUUUCUCGAUGGAAGAAAGGUCGCCCAGGUAAUUGCCUGUGACUCCUCUAGCUUCGUGCUCACUGAAGACGGCUAUGUAUACGGUUGGGGUUCGUUUGUUGGAAAUGAUGGUAUCAUCGGUUUUACUGCUGAAGGCGCGUCAAUGGCGGCCAAAGAACGUGACGGUGAUCUCAAGAAGAAGUUCCAGAUUCAGGCAGAGCCCAUGCUUAUUCCCGGAUUAAAGAACAUCAAGUCAUUGGCUCGUGGAAGCAACCAUGUCAUGGCUCUCGAUAACAAGGGAACGGUUUUCACCUGGGGAGCUUGCGAGCAAAACCAGCUCGGUAGACGAGUCAAUAACCGUUUUAAAUUCGCUGCACUUACUCCAACGCCAAUUUUAAAGAAGUGCAAGUCAAUUGCUGGAGGUUCCUUUCAUUCCUUUGCCAUUAACACCAAAGGCCAAGUCCUCUCGUGGGGUUUAAACAAUUAUGGCCAGACCGGUAUUGCCUCAAACGCCGGUGGUGAUGAUGCGUUCAUCCAUAAUCCAACUGUUGUUAAGGGAUUUGAGGGCUUUGAUGUCAAGCAAAUUAAAGGUUGUUUUCAGCACACAAUCGCCUGUACUGAGAAGCAGGAGGUUUUGGUUGUUGGGCGAUGUGACGAAGGUCAGACUGGCCUUGAUCUGACUAGUGUUGACCAAGAUACUGUCAUCGUUAGCCCCACCACCUCUAAGCCAGCUAUUCUCAAGGCUCUAACCGUUGUUCCUGGUGUCAAAGCCACUUUUGUAGCUGGUGCAAUCGAUAACAGCAUUGUUCUGACAGAAGAUGGCAAAGUAUGGGCGUGGGGAUAUGGUGAGAACUACAGGAUUGGUCUAGGCAGUGAUGAUACUGUCCGGACACCCACUCUCAUUGAGAACUCUGCCAUCAAGGGUAAGAAGAUUACCUUUGCUGGUUGCGGAGGCCAAUUUAGUGUCAUUGCUGGACCUGAGGUCACAAUGAGCAGCGACAACUAGGCCAAGAAGCGCGUGGAGACGGGACGAGUGAAGGAUUAUUUUCUGUAUUACGAUAACGAUUUAUGUUUGUGAACGAAUGAAUACCAUGCUGCGUUGCGUUUUUGGCUUCUAAGGGACAACAGUUCUGAAUCCUUCUACGCCAUAACCAAUCCAGCUCGAACUCAGUCUUCCAACGUAUAUUGGACAUCGAAAAUGCACCUACUUUGAUUCUGAGGGACUGCCCUUGAUGGGUCUCUGGUUUUCACCCAGGACUUUGAUCCGGAUUCAUCAAGGCAUGCUUCCUCAUUACUAAAGUAGGUGUAUUUAGAUAUCAAAUAUAGAACGGAAGGGUGAUAAUAGAGAGGGUUGGUAGUGUGUAGAAGGAGAAUGGCUGUUGGUCGCCUAUUUAAUAGAGAUUUGGAUGGCGUUUUUUUCUUUUCAUUGGUGUUAGUAGAUUCUUUGAGAAAGCAUUGCAUAUAACAGGAUAGAUGCAUUGGGUGGUUAGAUGGGCGUUCUUAAUAAAAGUAAUUGGUCUAAAUUCAGACUAGAUAGAUACGACGUUCAUUGUAGGAUUACAACUGCAUAGUGUAUACCUGUGCAUAAUAAAGAAAGGAUUAAUAAAAGUAUCA